CUCCUGGCCUAUUAGUGGCUGCCGCCGAUCACCGUCGUGGGUAGGAUUGGCUGCGCUGACGGCGGCGGGCAGCUGGCGGCGGCUGGGACCGGGCCGGGCCCGAACCUUGAACGAAAAGUAUUUUCGUAUGAAAGUAUUACUGUGCUCUACAGCAGCAGCUGCCAGAACCCCAUUGUACUGAAGACAAUGCAUUUGUAAGAGGGACAGGCUAUGGCUUACAGUUUGCGGUCAAUGGAUCAAGAAGCUGGAAAACCUGCAUGGCCAAGACCAGCAGGUGGAUGUCAGACUAUUACAGGUAGAAGAUAUGGAAGAAGACAUGCUUAUGUCAGUUUUAGACCGUCCUUGAACAGCCAAGAUGGAAAUGUACACCAACACAAUGGAGAACAUGAAGGAUUAGAGUUCGACAAUGUUCAGGAAGAGUUUUCUUUACUUUCCAGGCCAUUGGUCCAAGUUUCUUCGUGUUUAUUGGAUGAGACAUUGUUAGAAAAUACUGCAACUGGAGAACCUGUUCGUCAGACUGUUUUGAGCCAAAUUUCUGAGGCAAGCACUUCACCGUUUUCUCUAGCCUCUUAUGAAGUGGAAGGCAACCAAAUCUCAGGGAACAUUAUGAAUCCUGAUAAAAAUUCUGAGCUCCUCAUUGAACGUACUUCUGGAGAGUCUAAUGAUUUGAAUGGUCACAAUGGAAUUGCUUUUGUAAACAUCGAUUCUUACGAGCCAGAUAGCAGCGAUGGAGAAGAUGAUGGACAAGACCAGCUUUGUUUGGGAAGAGAAGAAGCAGGUGUAUUUCAGGAAACACUAGAUGAUGUGGCUUCUGAAUUAGAAAAUGGUAUAGAGGCUUUCACUGACAUGCAGUCCCAAUUGUCCACUCUCAAUUGCAGAAUUUCUAGAGAAUGUUGUGAGGAAGUGAGACCAGUGCCUUCAACAAGAUAUUUGAGCAUAGAUUCAGACUUGAACCAUCCAAACAACAGGACACUCGAAGAAUCUGCUGCUGAAGAUCAAGCCAUACCAAAAAGUAACCUGAGUGGUGACAGUCAUGAAACACAACAGGUAAAUCUGGUAGAUACUAGAAUUAGGACCCCUGUAACAACUUGUAAUGAAUUAAAUCUCAGUGAUGAGGAGACUGAACAAAGAAAUUCACCUGAGCUAGUAGUGAGACCUAAAAUAAGAAAGCAAAAUACCACAAGCCAGUUGGAGAGAAAGAUGGUUCUGCCUGAUGAUGAUGAAGAAAGAAGUUCUAACAGGAAAAGGGAAACUGCUGAAAUCCAGCAAGGCUGUGAUGAACGUACAUCGAGAAAUGACAGAGAAGAAUUGAGUUCCACUAUGUUCUUCGAAUCCAAAGAGUACAAAGGUCCUCAGAACAACACUAGGAUAGACCUAAGGAGAAACACAACAGCUCAAGAACAAAAAGAUGUCUUAGAUGAUAGCAGUUUUUGGGAUGAGUUUGAAGACUGGAGCAGAUACUUCCCACAGCCCCACAAAGAUGAAGACAGCUCAGAAUGUAGUGAUGGAGAAUGGUCUGCAUCUAGGCCUUCCUGUUUUGCUGCUGCAGAAAAAGACCAGUCCUCAAGUGAUGAGAGCUGGGAGACUGUCCCAGGCAGGGAGGAACAUGAGCCUGAAGUGCAUAGCAGUCCCAGUGGUAUAGAAGUGUUUGUAGACUGCAGUUUUCAAGGAGGGGAACCAACGCUUUUGGAGGAAGGAGAGAUUACUUGGUUACAGUACCAUGAAGAAACAGAAAGUAGCAGUGAUGAGGAAAAUCAUCCAGUUAGUGAUUUUGUGCAUCCUGGCUUAUUUAUAUUAGAUGGAAACAACAACCUUGAGGAUGACUCCAGUGUGAGUGAGGACCUGGAUGUCGAGUGGAGGCUGCUGGAUGAGUUUGGUGAUGGCCUAGGUGUUGCUCAAGCCAUUUCAUAUGUGGAUCCCCAAUUUACCACGUAUAUGGCGCUAGAGGAACGCUUAGCACAAGCUAUGGAGAAUGCUCUGGCACAUUUGGAGUCCCUUGGAUUUGAUGUUGAACAGGCUCAUCCACCAGCUACUCAAGAAAGCAUAGAUUGUCUGCCACAGAUUAUCGUCACAGAUGACCAUAAUGGUCAAGACCAGUGUUGUACUAUCUGUUGCAGUGAAUAUGUGAAAGAUGAAAUCUUAACAGAGCUACCCUGUCAUCAUUUGUUUCACAAGCCCUGUGUCACUCUUUGGUUACAGAAGUCGGGAACAUGCCCUGUUUGUCGCCACGUGCUUGCACCUAUGCUUCCUGAAGCAGCUGCUACAACUGCUUCCGUUCCAUCUGAUCAUGAUUCCUCAUCUUCUGCUCAGGAUGUUACAGGAGCUCCAAACUAGCAUCUGAAAUGAAGUCUCCUUCACCAAAAUAAAAAGUUAACUUUGCCUGUUAAAUUACAAUGUGAAAACAAUUAUAUAUAAAAUAUUAUAUGUAAAAUACUUUAUAUAUUAUAUAUUUCAGUUUAGGAAGAAGAUGCAAGAAUUUAUAAACCUGUUUAGGUUUACAAUAGUUUAAGUUUUCAAACAAAGCUUGAAGAAUGUGCACCCCUUUUUACACGAUAGAAUGUUGCUGGUAACUGUAGUGUCUAAAGCUUGUAUUAUGACAAAUUUGUCCAAAAAGAUAAUUAAUGUGGCACUUUCUCUUUAAGUUCCUGCAACUGCAGUGCAGUUGUAGCUUACUGAAGUUAUGCUUAUCUGUUUUUCAUAACUGAACUAUUUGCCAACGAGUGACUGUAAUGGAUCUCUUUUACAUCAAAUGCAGAGAUCUUCUUUGACAACAGUACAGUUUGGUUUCACUGGAAAUAAAUUUCACCAAGAAACAGUAUUUUACCCCUUUAUUCCAUAUUAACAGCACUUCUAAUAUUAUGAAGAAAGUUUAAUUGCUGAUACCUGGACUUUUUUUACAAAUGCUAAUACUAUUUUUAAGACUAGGUCCUGAAUAAGUGUAUGAACUUUGGAACUUCAACACUUGAUAUUCUGAGUUUCUAAGAGGCUGAAUCCAUAAAAGCUGGGCAGCUGUUUCCUUCAAGUUCUGCUUAAAUUCCACUGUAUUAACUAGGUCUCCUGUACUUUCUCCUUCAUGUACGUACACCCUCUCAUUAUUAGAUAUAUUUAUUUUUCCUUAUAUAAGGAGUGGGGUUACUUUCCUAAUAUAGUUGUAAUUAAAAUAUUUUUCUCUUAGUCUUAAAUCUGAACAAGGUAGUAAGAACAUUAACAAGGUAGUAAGAACAUUACAUACCUAAUAGCCAUGUAUUCAAAUGUAUUUUUCAAUUAGGAUAACUCCUGUGAAGCUAUUUCAGAAAUUAAAGAAUGAAUGUUUCCAGUGUUGCAUACCCACUUAAACCACUUGUUGCAGUGGGUUAUGCUACACUUAAUAUUUUAAAGGAGAAAAGUUCUAGAAACUACAGUCUUAUUUCUCUAAAUAAUACUAUAUGUCCCUUAAAGUUUUUUCAUAUACAGAAGUUACUCUUAGAGCGCAGGAAGUUAAGAUUUUGAUCUGUGUAUAUGCGCUAAUAGCUGUGCAAAUCUCUUCUGUGGCUAUUGGAUAAACAUGUGAUUCCUAUAGUGGGAAUAAUAUAAAAGGAUCAAAUCCAAACAGUCUUAAAACAAUUAGUUUCUUCCAGUAACUAUUAGAUGAAUAAGGCUCCUAGAAAGGAAGAGUGAUUUUUGAGAAAGUGGUAUUACAGUAGCUCUUCCCUAGUGCUUAGAUUAUUGCUGUCAGUGUCAUUCUUUACAAAUAUUAAUUUCUUCUUU
Molecule: messenger RNA, 3747 nt
Organism: Cygnus olor (mute swan)
Lineage: Eukaryota; Metazoa; Chordata; Aves; Anseriformes; Anatidae
Gene: PJA2
Product: praja ring finger ubiquitin ligase 2
Exons: 10
Coding region: 211-2334 (707 amino acids)
Source: RefSeq, a predicted model, not a curated record